AUGGCUGACUCUCCUAAUUUUCUGAUCUGGGCUUCGCUGACGACCUUCGCACUCGUUGUCAUCGUAUCCAUCAUGGGGCUGUUCGGAGGCAACCAGAUGCCUGUUGAAGGCAAGACCAUCCUCAUCACCGGGGGGUCAGAGGGCAUGGGCCUCGCUGCCGCCCGCCAGCUGUCAGCCAAGGGCGCAAACAUCGUCAUCGCCGCACGCAGCGUCGACAAGCUCGAGAGCGCCAUCAAAGAAAUCCAGGCUGCUGCGAAGAACCCGGCCAGUCAGCGAUUCCAUUACAUCUCCGUCGACGUCGCGAAGCCCGCGUACGCUGGGCCACUUAUCGCCGAAGCCACACAAUGGAACAACGGCCGGUCCCUUGACAUUGUGUGGUGCAUAGCCGGCAUCGCUACACCACAGCUCUUCUUGGACAUGGAGAUGGAUUCUAUGCGCAGGCACAUGGAUGUCAAUUACUUUGGCACGGCGGAGAUGUCCCACGCCAUCUUGAAGGAGUGGUUGGCCGUGGACGCGCCCGUCGAGAAGGAGGCACGACACCUGAUCCUCACCUGCACUACGGCUAUCUUCCUCGACGUGCCCGGAUACCUGCCAUAUGUGACUUCGAAGUGGGCGAUCCGUGGUCUCGCUGAUACUUUGAAGUUGGAGCUCGAACUCUACCCACAAAACGUGCAGAUACAUCUGGUAUGCCCUGGAACCAUCCUGUCAGCUGCCUUUGAGCGAGAGCAAAAGGUCAAGCCAGGAAUUACCAAGAAGAUUGAGGAGAUGGAUCCUGAGCAGACACCCGAAGAGGUUGCUGAGCGAGCAAUCAAGAAGUUGGAGGCUGGACAGUACAUGAUCACUGUUAACUGGUUUGGUGCCCUUAUGAGGUGGGGAGCCCUGGGCAGCUCUAGAGAUAGUAUCCUUGAUACUAUCAUGGCAGCUUUGCUAGCUUUGUUCAUGCCCAUUGUUCUUUUUGUCAUGGGCAGUGAUGUCAAGACCUGGAAGAAGAAAUAUGGGCAUCCGGAAACAUGGAAGAAGGAAUAG
Messenger RNA from Clonostachys rhizophaga, 1026 nucleotides. NCBI's taxonomy places the organism in Eukaryota, Fungi, Ascomycota, Sordariomycetes, Hypocreales, Bionectriaceae. The record is from the annotation of a GenBank genome assembly.